Messenger RNA from Melampsora larici-populina 98AG31, 1656 nucleotides. RefSeq lists its product as uncharacterized. The coding region runs from base 1 to 1656 and encodes 551 amino acids. The transcript has 4 exons. The record is from RefSeq and is a predicted model, not a curated record. NCBI's taxonomy places the organism in Eukaryota, Fungi, Basidiomycota, Pucciniomycetes, Pucciniales, Melampsoraceae.
AUGUCUACUGACAAGUCAACCAGAAGCAAGAAGACCACCGCUGUAAAUAGCAAAGGUCAAGCCGAAGGCAAUAGCCAAAUAGGCAACAACAACCUAGCGACAGAAGAAAGUGGAUUAAUAGCUACUAUGCUAACUGGAAACAGCAAUAAUUCCAAAGACGAAACCCAGCAAAGCCAGAAUGAUGCAACUACAACUCAAACCGAGCAAUCGAAAACUGUAGACGAAUCGAAUAACAAAUCAGUGAAUGACACUAUACAACAUAACGAUGAACAACAGUCAACAAAGAAUAGUACCACCUCGAACACUGAAAUGGUUCAAGAUCAAUCAUCUUCUAAGAGAAAGACACCAGCUACAGCUAACACACCAAGCUCGAGCAAAGGAACCACCAAGGGGAAGCGACCCGAAGGAGGCACAAAUGCGAAAUUCGGUUCGGAUUACAUGUCAUUACUGGCAAGCAAACCAACUAACGCAACAAAUGCAAAACUCACACCAUCUUCGAACAAACAAGACGAAUUAACCAAUGAUGGAAAUGAAGCAAAUCAUAACACUUAUGAUUUGACAACAGAUGAACCCGAUGAUCUCGAUCUCAAUGAUGGGAAAGCGGUGUGGAACAAAGCUCUAGAGUUAGCAUCCAUAGGAGACAUCGAUGGAGCUUCGAGUUACUUCAAAUUACACGCUCAACUAACUUCAAAGAAGAAGUCUAAAGAAGAACCAACACCAUCACGAGAAUCGAACGAAAAGAAGUCGAACAAACCAGUUGAAACGUCCUCAUCAAUGACAAAAGAAGAUGCGGAGAUAGUUGAAGAAGGAGGUUUAUCGUUCAUUCCUGGAGCCAUUACGACUCACACCGACAUUGGUUUCACACCAUACUUCGAUAGGAACUUGAGAGAGUUGAAAGGCCCAAUUCCAUUAACAAUUUUCAACAAACAAUGGCAAGAGUUAGCGAACAGCUAUCAUGUAGAGAAGAGAGUAAAAACCGACAAUAUUAACAAAGAUAUAACGACUUACACCGGUUAUCCUUAUCCUCAUGAAAUGACUCAGUCUUAUGCAGCCUGGAAUACGAACUAUCGGAAUUUUGUAUCUGUUCUAAGAGACGUAUACAAGUUCAAAACGUUUGCGAACUGGGCAGAAACUCACCAAGCGAAUGUCGAAUUCUAUCACGAACGAGACAAUUGGAUGACUGCUUUCAGGUAUGACAUCAAGAUCCGUCUAAACGCUUUCGCAUUUUGUGUAACGCACAAUGGCACGAACGCACCUCCAGACAUCUCCCAAAGACGCGAAAACAUAGCUGCUAUAUGUUUUGCCAAGACUCGCAGGUUAAACGAAGAAUCAUUCGAUGACAAUCCGUAUGCGAAAGGUGGAGUUAAAUAUGGUUAUGAUUGGACAACUGGAUUACCUAGAACAAGUACUAGUAACAACAAUAACUCUCACCAGAACAGUCAUCACUCAUUUGAAAACAAUAACUCAAAUUCACGAGACAACAACUCUAGUCAUAACAACACUUCAAAUAACUCAAACAGAAGACCUAAUCAUAGAUCAGAUCAUAAUGGUAUAGGAUCAAGAGGUAGAGGAGGUUACAAUGGAAGAAAUUUCGAUCCGAACUAUGCAGCUAAGAAAGCAGCAGCGAAACAGAAUCAAAGUGGAGGAAACGUGUAG